This is a messenger RNA of Fusarium verticillioides 7600, 1153 nucleotides long. RefSeq lists its product as hypothetical. Lineage: Eukaryota; Fungi; Ascomycota; Sordariomycetes; Hypocreales; Nectriaceae. Gene Ontology annotation, molecular function: hydrolase activity, acting on ester bonds. The coding region runs from base 205 to 999 and encodes 264 amino acids. The record is from RefSeq and is a predicted model, not a curated record. The transcript has 4 exons.
CUUGUCUUCCUCGCACUUCCAUUCCUGCCAGGAAGGCCAAAUCAACAUGUCGUCAGACCAGUGAAAGUUUCAUUCCAGGCGGGGGAGCUGAAUGAGCCGAAUGAACCAAAUGAGCGAUACCUCGUCGCAUUUGGUGACUCCUACAGCCGCAGCGGAUUCCGAACAAACUAUACGUAUACCAGAACCGGACCUGGAGUGAAGGACAUGGAGAGGAGAGAAAAGCCAAAAGACGAGCGUGUAGAAGCCCCCAGCGCGUUGAAUCCAAUUGGCAAUCCAGCGUUGCCGGGAAAUACAUCAUCUGGUGGUCAAAACUGGGCUACGUAUAUGACAACUGAAUUCAACACCACGCUUACUCUGGCGUACAUCUUUGCCCGAUCAGCGUCAGUGGUGGAUGCGGAGAUAAUACCAUCGAGAAGCAAGUCGUCGUUUUCGUUUGCGCAGCAGAUCGUUCAUUUCCAGGAUGCUAUCGGCCAUCGUCCUCACUACGCGGCGUGGACUGAGAAGAACAUCGUCGCGACAGUCUGGUUCGGGUUCAACGACUUGUCUGUCGUAUCGCACAAGAGAGGCCAGGGCGCUAUAUUGGCGGCUGCAAACCGACGUAUCUUUGAGCUAUCUCAGAUACUUUACGAUACCGGAAUUCGCAAUUUUAUCUUUAUCGAGAUCCCACCUAAGGAAUUGUUUCCCUCGCAUCAAGCACACAAGAACAACGACACGCAUCAUAGUUACGAGAUGGUCUCUUACGCUGUGAAUCGGUGGAAUAGCCUUCUUAGGCAAAACACUGUUCGCUUCCAGAAGUCCCAUCCGGACGCAAAAGUCACUUGCGUAGAGAUAUGGGACAUAUUCUAUGAGGCUUUCCUGAGGCCCCAGGAUCUAGGUGCACCUAACUCAAAUUGCGUCGAUCCAAGCGGAAAAGGCUGUCUUUGGGCCAAUACGGGUCAUCCUGGAGAGAAGAUCCAUCAGCUCAUUGGUGCUAGAGUAGCUGAAAAGGCCUGGGGGUAAUACUGUUGUAUGGAGUUCAGCUGGUAAUGCUAAGACAGUAGAUCUAUGUUAACUCAAACUCGAUACAUACUGCAGCUCCAAGUGUUGCUUGAGCUACAAUUUUUCAGGUCACGCUGUUCGAUUCUUGAAUAAUUUUCAUAAGCGAUAUUUACCA